AAUCUUUUCUGCCCUCUGGCAGCCUCACUCGGACCUUCCGGACUUCACCUCUUUCAAGAAGCCCUCCCUGGGGGCCCCGCCCUUUGGGAGCACAACACCCUUUUUGUUCCCAAAGCCCUACGUCCCUAUCAGGUGCUGAUGCUACCAUCUGCUUCUGCGCUGGGCCCGCAGGCCGGGGCACACUUUGCAGGAGGAGGCUUUGUCAUAAUCUUCUUUGUCGCCCCAGUUCCUAGCUCAGCAGCGGAGCCCCUCAAACCUCGGGAACUCCUCCCUGCAGAGGAGCCUCGGGCUGCCUUUAACCGGGGCAGGGUGACGGAGGCCUCAGGGCCCGGGCAGGCACAGCUAGCGGGACUCAGCGCCGGCCUGGCGCCGGGGCUCGUAUUACCGCCUCACUGCUGCAGGCGGGCUGUAAGCGCGCGCGCGGUCGCCAUGGUAGCGCAGGCGCCGCGGCGUGGUAAAAGGAGCAUGGGGAGCCCCCGGGAGACCGCCAGUGCGCCGGCCAGUCCCUCUGCUCCGGCCCCGGCUCGGGCCUCCAAUCAGGCUCGUUCUCCGGGCGCGGCCCUGGCGGGUCAGCGCGAAUCUCCAGAAUCUGGUCUUCAGGAACAGUAUUCUAAUCUGUGUAUGGAAAAAUCCCAGAAAAUUAAUCCUUUUAUAUUGCAUAUACUCCAAGAACUGGAUGAAGAAAUUAAAAAGGGACUAGAAGGAGGAAUUACAUUAAACAUUGCUGGUAACAAUCGCUUAGUGUUAGUAGAAAGAGUUACAAGUGAAGAUUUUUGGAUUCUUUCCAGAAUUUUAAAGAAUUGUCUGUAUAUUAAUGGUUUAGAUGUUGGAUAUAACCUUAUAAGUGAUGUUGGUGCAUACUACGCUGCGAGACUGCUUCAGAAACAACUUUAUCUCACUUACUUAAACCUCAUGUUUAAUGAUAUUGGGCCUGAAGGUGGAGAACUGAUUGCUAAAGCACUACAUAAGAAUCAGACUCUGAAAUACCUAAGAAUGACUGGAAACAAAAUUGAAAAUACAGGUGGAAUGUUUUUUGCUGCAAUGCUGCAAAUUAAUUCAUCCUUAGAGAAAUUAGAUCUGGGUGACUGUGAUCUUGGGAUGCAAAGUGUGAUAGCAAUUGCUACAGUACUAACUCGAAACCAAGCAAUUAAGGCAAUAAACCUAAACCGACCUAUCCUGUAUGGUGAACAGGAGGAGUCCACAGUCCAUGUAGGCUGCAUGUUAAAAGAAAAUCACUGUCUUGUUGCACUACACAUGUGUAAGCAUGAUAUGAAAAACAGUGGUAUACAACAGUUAUGUGAUGCACUGUAUCUGAACAGUAGUCUGCGCUACCUUGAUGUCAGCUGCAAUAAAAUAACUCAUGAUGGAAUGGUGUAUGUGGCUGAUGUACUGAAAAGCAACACUACCCUGGAAGUAAUAGAUCUUUCCUUUAACAGAAUAGAAGAUGCAGGUGCCAACUAUCUCAGUGAAGCUCUUACUUCACACAAUAGGAAUCUUAAAGCGUUGUCAGUAGUCAGCAACAACAUAAAGGGAGAAGGACUUGUUGCACUUUCACAAUCAAUGAAAACAAAUCUCACAUUCUCCCAUAUCUACAUUUGGGGAAACAAAUUUGAUGAGGCAACGUGUAUAGCAUAUUCACAUUUAAUUCAAACGGGUCGUCUAAAACCAGACAAUACAGAUGUGGAGCCAUUUGUGGUAGAUGGACACGUAUAUCUUGCAGAAGUCUCCAAUGGCCUUAAGAAGCAUUAUUAUUGGACAUCAACUUAUGGAGAAUCUUAUGACCACUCAUCUAAUGCAGGUUAUGCUCUUGUUCCAGUAGGUCAACAGCCAUGAUAAAGAAGCUCUAAAAUAAUUUUCAUACAUUUGUCUUAUUACUUUCACAGAGAUUAAUAUUCUAUAGCCUAUUUGUUUUCUUUCAUAAAUUAAAACAAGUUACUUUUCUCAAAUGUGUAAAAGAUAAUGGCUGUAUUAAAUUUUGUAUAGCUGUGCACUAU
Messenger RNA from Cebus imitator (Panamanian white-faced capuchin), 1994 nucleotides. RefSeq names its product leucine rich repeat containing 34 (gene LRRC34). NCBI's taxonomy places the organism in Eukaryota, Metazoa, Chordata, Mammalia, Primates, Cebidae. Gene Ontology annotation, molecular function: protein binding. The record is from RefSeq and is a predicted model, not a curated record.